Aphanomyces invadans is the source of this 411-nucleotide messenger RNA. RefSeq lists its product as hypothetical. The record is from RefSeq and is a predicted model, not a curated record. Lineage: Eukaryota; Oomycota; Saprolegniomycetes; Saprolegniales; Verrucalvaceae. The transcript is spliced from 2 exons. Bases 1 to 411 code for a protein of 136 amino acids.
AUGAGAUUGCAGCCCUACGGGGCGAAUGCUCAACCAGUGCGUGUAACGAAGCAAUUUCGGUUGUCUAGUGUCGAAUUUAAGACGGCGCAUGGCGGGUUGCUUUUGCGUGGCCUGCGUAUGUGGGUAGACGAAUCUGUAUCUGCUGUGGAGCUUACGCUCGGUGCGCCUAUGAUGAGCAAGCUGGGUUACGACAACAAGGAUUUGUUCGACAACGCGUCCCGUCAUCAAGUAGUCUGGGAUUUUGAUGAUGGCCUGACUGCGACGACGGGUGCGGCGAGGUACCGCUCAAUGCGCGUCGCCGUGGUGGCAGAUGAGAUUGACGACGCCGACAAGCAGAGUUGUGGUGACGUUGCUGCGGUGAGCGAGUUGCAUACGGUUAAAGUGGGCGACACAGCCGCCGAAGGGCUGUGA